UUCGCCGGCUGUGUGGGGGAUGGUUCCGCCGGCCUGCAGGACUCCCAGCUUUGCGGCGGGAUGCUGUGUUUGCGUCUUUUGGUGGCUGGCGUGCUGACGGCGGGCCUCGGACACGGUUUCAAGGCCGCGGUCUACGAGCACGUUCUCCAGGGUGACCGCGAGAAGGACCCCUUCGAAGAGGUCGUCGCCAAGAACCUGGAAAGCUACGGCCAGGCCGUGCUCGAAGCCGCCGCACAGGGAUGCGACAUCAUCGUGUUCCCGGAGAAGGGCCUGAUGGUCGGCCUGGAGACAAGUCGGGACAAGCUCACGCAGCACGCCGAGGACAUUCCGGGCCCUGGAACGCUGCCUUGCCUCGACGGAGAGGAAAGCAGGCCCCUGCUGUCCAAGCUAAGCUGCAUGGCGAGGGCCAACCGAAUCUACCUGGUGGUGAAUGUGUACGACCAGAAGCCCUGCCCGGAGGGCAGCACUUCUUGUCCGUCGGACAACCGCCUCUUCUAUAACACUAACGUGGCUUUCGACCGGACAGGAACCAUCGUUGCCAGGUACCACAAGAACCAUCUUUUUCUCGAGCCUCCGUUGAACGUGCCGGAGCCUUUCGAGACGGCGGUGUUCGAGACCGACUUUGGCGAGCGGGCGGGCAUGUUCAUCUGCUAUGACAUCCUAUAUGCCGAGGCCUCGGAGCUGGUGACGCGACACAACAUCAGCCUGGCCCUGAUGAGCACCUUCUGGUUCGACUUCUUGCCGGGUCUGUACUCGGUGGCUGUGCAGCAGGCCUGGUCGCUGCGUCACGGCGUGCCGCUCUUGUCGGCCGGCGUCCAGCGUCCCGAAACGGGGACCAUGGGCAGCGGCAUCUACGCUGGCGCCUCGGGACCCCUGGUGUACAGCCACAGCCCGGACGGAAGGUCCAAGCUGCUCGUCGCGGACAUGGACGCCGCCCCACCCGAAGACCCGAGGUACGCAGGAGACACACAGAGCACCGAUGGCCUUUCCUACCUGAAUUUGCGCACUGACGGCUACGUUGUGAGAAAGCUACCGGGUGCAAGCGGGGAGAUGAACGUGUGCAACGGGGACUUCUGCUGCCACUUGUCGUACGAGAGCCCUAACUUCCAGGAUCCCUUCUUCCUGCUGGUCGUGAACGGCCAGACGCAGUUCAUUCCGGCGGAGGCGUGCGUGCUAACCGUGUGCCAUCCGGGGAACGAUCAGCAGCCCUGUGCCGUGUUCCCGACCCGGUCGCGGACCAGGUUCACGAGGCUCCUCCUGAAGGCCCGGUACUCCUCGCCGCACCUGUUUCCCAUGGUGGCGUCCGACGAGCUCAUCCUGACGCCCGUGCGUUACUGGACCUUCGAGACGUCCGCCGUGAACAACACCACGUCGUUCGCCAUCGACGAGCGCGACCCGCCCGCAGAGCCGAUCCUGCAUGUCUUCCUCGUGGCCUUCGCGUACCAGGACGACCCGACGACCAGGCAGGAACACAUCGCCAGUGCGCUCCGUCGCCAUCAGCGUUCCCGGGUCAAGUCGCGGGUGUCGGACGUGUCCCGCGAAGGAGUGUGUCCCACCGGGAGGGACGUGUGUGCCUUGGACGAGGGUCCACGGAAUGGUACAAUGAGUGUGACGAAGCGCCCCCGACGUCCACGUAGAUUGCCUUAGUGAUUCUAAAGCCGCGGUUCCACUGCUCAUACCAUCACACAAAACGCAAUCUCCAGACAGUGUCUGAAGCGUGUUUCGUUCUUGUACGGCGGUC
Molecule: messenger RNA, 1741 nt
Organism: Ixodes scapularis (black-legged tick)
Lineage: Eukaryota; Metazoa; Arthropoda; Arachnida; Ixodida; Ixodidae
Product: pantetheinase
Exons: 6
Coding region: 61-1647 (528 amino acids)
Source: RefSeq, a predicted model, not a curated record